Molecule: messenger RNA, 1880 nt
Organism: Ceratitis capitata (Mediterranean fruit fly)
Lineage: Eukaryota; Metazoa; Arthropoda; Insecta; Diptera; Tephritidae
Product: aldehyde dehydrogenase X, mitochondrial
Exons: 6
Coding region: 164-1621 (485 amino acids)
Molecular function (GO): aldehyde dehydrogenase (NAD+) activity
Source: RefSeq, a predicted model, not a curated record
CAAAAAUUUAAUAGUUUCAUAGCUAUAUACACGGCUAACAGUAUUACGAAAUAAUUUGUUGGACAUCAGCCGGUGCGUUAAGUGAAAAGUCAUUUUGGUGUGAUUUUUAAUCAAAAUACAAUUAUUUUCAAAAUAUUUAAAACAAAUUUAAUACAUUCACGCAAUGACUAAUACAAAUGUAGUGCCCAAGUAUACACAGCUUUUCAUCAACAAUGAAUUCGUUGACGCUGUCUCAGGAAAAAAGUUCCCAACAGUCAAUCCCGCAACCGGUAAGGUGAUCGCCGAAAUUGCCGAAGGCGAUAAGGCUGAUGUUGAUUUGGCUGUGGCUGCCGCGAAGAAAGCAUUUCACAGAAACUCCGAAUGGCGCAAAUUGAGUCCAACACAACGCAGCGAGCUGAUGCUGAAACUUUGCAGCCUCAUGGAGCGUGAUAAAUUAAUCUUGGCCAGCCUUGAGACACAAGAUAAUGGCAAACCACUGUCGAAUUCAAUUUUCGCUGUAGCGGCUGCCAUUGACGCACUGAAAUACUAUGCCGGCUGGACCGACAAGUUUACCGGUAAUACCAUACCAGCUGAGCCCUAUGUUGCACAAACACGCAAAGAGCCCAUCGGUGUUGUGGGUCAAAUCAUUCCCUGGAAUUAUCCCAUAAAUAUGUUGGCCUGGAAAUGGGCACCCGCACUUUGUGUUGGCUGCACCAUUGUGAUGAAACCAGCCGAGCAGACACCACUCACAGCGCUCCAUGCGGCUGCGCUCGCUAAGGAAGCUGGCUUCCCUGCUGGCGUUAUCAAUGUCAUAACCGGUUAUGGUCCCACUGCUGGUGCGGCGAUAUCGGAACAUCAUGACAUACAAAAGGUUGCCUUCACCGGUUCUGGUGAAAUCGGACGCAUCAUUAUGCAAGCGGCCGCAAAGUCUAACUUGAAACGUGUUACCUUAGAGUUGGGUGGCAAGAGUCCGCUGGUAAUUUUCGAAGAUGUUGACGUUGAUCAGGCCGUCAGUAUCGCACACAAUGCCGUCUUUCCAAAUGCUGGUCAAACAUGUUGCGCCGGCACUCGUACCUAUGUGCAUGAGAAAAUCUAUGAUGAGUUUGUCAAGAAGUCUGUAGCUUUGGCCAAGGCUCGUAAACUGGGCAAUCCAUUUGAUGCAACAGUCGAGCAGGGUCCACAAAUCGAUGAAGAAAUGAUGAAUAAAGUUUUAGGUUAUGUUGAUAUUGGCGUGAAGCAAGGCGCCAACCUGGCAUGCGGUGGUAAACGCUUUGGCAAUGAGGGCUAUUUCAUUGAACCGACUAUUUUCACCGAAGUUACUGAAAAUAUGAGAAUCGCACAAGAAGAGAUCUUUGGGCCCGUAAUGUCAGUCCUGAAAUUCAGCUCACUGGAAGAGGUCAUUGAUCGUGCCAACGACGUUGAAUACGGUCUAGCCGCCGGUGUGCUCACCAAUGACAUCAACAAAGCGACGAAAUUCGCCAACAAUAUAAAUGCCGGCUCCGUUUGGAUCAACUGUUAUACGGCUGUAAUGCCACAGACACCAUUCGGUGGCUACAAGCAAUCAGGCAUUGGUCGCGAAAUGGGUGCCGCUGGCUUGGAAGGUUAUCUGGAGACGAAAACUAUCACCUUGAAGUUGAACUAAUUGAAACUAAGAUCAAAACACAUUAAUUUUGUUACGUUUUAUUUUGUGGUAUUUAAUAUACACAUAUACAUAUAUUUCCUAUUGUAAUACACGCACGCACAGUGGUUAAGAGCAUUAAAAUAUUCAUAUAAAAAAAUAAUAUUUAAAAUUAAAAGAAGAAUGUGUAAAGGUCAAUGGUGCAAGUGGAAGAUCAAAACUUCAUAAGUAAUUCCUUUGAUUUGCCUUACAUUAAAUAAAUAAAUAGAAUAAUAUCAUUUAA